Impatiens glandulifera is the source of this 1569-nucleotide messenger RNA. RefSeq lists its product as uncharacterized. The transcript has 4 exons. The coding region runs from base 138 to 1445 and encodes 435 amino acids. NCBI's taxonomy places the organism in Eukaryota, Viridiplantae, Streptophyta, Magnoliopsida, Ericales, Balsaminaceae. The record is from RefSeq and is a predicted model, not a curated record.
UGUGAAGUUUCUCUCUCUAUUCUCCCAUCACUAGAAAUAAUCAUUCAUAUCCUCUAGAAUCAUCAUCUUCCACCUGAAACUCUCUAAUCUUUCAUACCACCAUUAUAUCCUCUAGAACCAUCUUCUUCCCCACAUCCAUGGAACACCAAGAAUUAGAAUCGCCAUUUCAGAUCAACCCAAACAAAUCAAGGCUCUCCCGGAUCAUAUCUCGCAACGACGACGAACUCCAUGAAUUCCGAUCAUGGCUCCGGUUAAUCUGCGUCGACCAGUCAACAAAGACAACAACUUUCCUUUCUUGGACAGUGUUCAUCAUCUUUGCAAUCAUCGUCCCCUGCAUUUCCCAUUUCUUCAUCCCCUGUUCUAAUUGCGAUAGCAAACACACCCUUCCGUUUGAUACCGUCGUCCAAUUAUCUCUGACCGCCAUAACCACAAUUUCGUUCAUCUGCUUAACUCGUUUUAUUAGCAAAUUUGGUCUGAGAAGAUUCCUUUUCAUAGACAAACUCUGCAAUGAAAGCGAAACUGUUAGAAGGAAAUACACCGGAGAACUAAAUAGAUCAUUCAAGAUUCUAUUCAUAUUUCUUCUCCCGUGUUUCACUGUGGAAUGUGCAUACAAAAUAUGGUGGUAUGCAUCUGGCGUGAACGAGAUACCCUUUUUAGGAAACGCAAUUGUUAGCAAUAUCGUAGCUUGUAUCGUCGAACUAUGUUCAUGGCUUUAUCGGACGGUGGUGUUCUUUUUGGUAUGUAUAUUGUUUCGUUUGAUUUGUUGUCUUCAAAUUCUACGGCUGCAAGGUUUUGCUAAGGUUUUUCAGAUUGAUUCUUCUGAGGUGGAGUUAGUAUUGAAGGAACAUUUAAGGAUUAGACGGUAUUUGAAGAUAAUUAGUCAUCGUUAUCGGUUGUUUAUUGUUUUGGUUUUGCUUAUUGUUACUGUUAGUCAAUUUGCUUCUUUGUUAUUGACUACAAGAUCGGAGUCUGAGGUUAAUAUCUACAAAGCUGGUGAAAUCGCGUUAUGUUCGAUCAAUCUUUUAACUGGACUAAUAAUCAUACUUCGAAGUGCUACAAGAAUCACUCAUAAAGCUCAAGAAGUCACCUCUCUUGCAGCCAAAUGGCACGUUUGUUCCACAAUAGAUUCAUAUGAAAACGUUGAAUCGGAGACUCCAGUAGCAAACAUUAAUCAUAAUCCUCCAUUAUCAAGAGGAUCAUCUGAAGACGACGAUGACGAGGAAUUUGACGAAGAUGAUCUUGACAAUACAAUGAUGAUUCCAGCUUAUGCUCGAAGCACAAUAUCCUUUCAAAAACGUGAAGCCUUAGUGACAUAUUUCGAUAACAACAGAGCUGGAAUAUCAUUGUAUGGAUAUGUGUUGGAUCGAGGAUCUCUUCACACCAUUUUUGGGAUAGAAUUGUCUCUUGUACUUUGGCUGCUUGGAAAGACCAUUGCAAGUGUUUAAAAUGUGGAGUAAUAUGGAAUAAGGGAGUUCAACUAAUAUUGUCCAACAUUAAUUAAUGCUCUUCAAUUUUUUCAGUACAUUAAUUUAUAAUAUUAUUGUUGUUUUGUGGGAUCUGUAUUUAAAA